GUUAGUUAGCCAUGCUUCUGCCAAGGAUCUAGCUAUAAGGAUCAUUUACGUUAUUUAUGUCUCUAUUCGAAUCGCAGUCAGCAAAAUGAGCAAGACGAACAAAGGCCUUAAACGAGCGUUCAACAAUUGGAACGAUGUCCAAUUGGUCUUUGAAGAUAUUGCAAGACAUUACGGAAUUUGCAGCGACUGGAAGCUCAAGAACGUCUUGAUCGUCAUCGUUUUAGUUUUAAUCUUUUUCGUGUUGCUCUUCGGCAACAGCGGCCGUGACGAGCAGGCGUACGCGCGUGAAUUGGGAUUGAAGAUUCGCAUCCAUAAAUGGAUCCCGGGUGGCGAAACGGAGCGAGGCGAUUCCAAUCGCAGGAUCUUUUUUCACGAGACGAGCGGACGAAGCGAUUUGGGUUUGAGACAAACGUGCACAGUCGAAUCGGCCGCUAGACACAAUCCCGACCGGCCCAUCCAAGUGUUCAUGACGGCCGACCGACUCGAUUAUUCCAGCCCGUGGCUAGAAAUUUUGCAAACGUAUCCGAACAUGAACGUCGUCCUGGUCGAUCCGAAAGGGUACUUUGCCAACACGCCGCUGGAACAUUGGUACAACGACGGCGAGUGGAGGGAGAGCAUCUACAACAUCGUCCACCUGUCGGACUACAUCCGCGUGCUGACGCUGCUCAAGGGAGGUGGCAUGUACAUGGACCUCGAUUUCGUCACGAUCAAACCGCUGGACGAUAAGCAAUUGUGGAACUUUUUCCUGAUCGAAACGGCCGAAAUGAAGCUGCUGUCGAAUUCGGUUUUGCACCUGGAACGUGGCCACCGACUCAUCAACGAAAUGAUUCAUCGUCUAGUCAAGUAUUACGACGUGGACGAUUACAUGUGGCACGGGCCGUCGAUGAUCAGCAACAUCAUGAGCAAGAACUGCGGCGUGAAACGCGGCCAGCCCGAUUCGAACAAUUGCACGGACGUCCGUCUUCUGCCACACAACUACUUCGCGCCCAUCUCCAACACGGAGUGGGAAUUCCUGUUCAGCGACGCGACCGAAGGCAACAUGGCCGUCGUCAAGAACGGGAGUUACGGCGUGCAUUGUUGGGGUGGCAAGUCAGUGAACCAUCCACUCGACCUGAAAUCCAAUCAGAUCUACGCCGUCCUGGCGCGUGAACACUGUCCCAUCACGGUGGCCAGAGCGGCCGACUUUCCCGCAUGACGUCCAGGAACAAAAGACAAUUGAAUUUGAUUUCCUUUUAUUGUUUGCAGUUGUAGUGAUGGUAGAAUACACGGGCCGCUACACGCAACA
This is a messenger RNA of Daphnia carinata, 1285 nucleotides long. RefSeq names its product lactosylceramide 4-alpha-galactosyltransferase-like. Lineage: Eukaryota; Metazoa; Arthropoda; Branchiopoda; Diplostraca; Daphniidae. Gene Ontology annotation, molecular function: hexosyltransferase activity. Gene Ontology annotation, biological process: glycosphingolipid biosynthetic process. The transcript has 2 exons. The record is from RefSeq and is a predicted model, not a curated record. Bases 86 to 1195 code for a protein of 369 amino acids.